This is a messenger RNA of Pyricularia pennisetigena, 1062 nucleotides long. RefSeq lists its product as uncharacterized. Bases 1 to 1062 code for a protein of 353 amino acids. The transcript has 6 exons. The record is from RefSeq and is a predicted model, not a curated record. NCBI's taxonomy places the organism in Eukaryota, Fungi, Ascomycota, Sordariomycetes, Magnaporthales, Pyriculariaceae. Gene Ontology annotation, molecular function: RNA binding; N-acetylglucosaminylphosphatidylinositol deacetylase activity. Gene Ontology annotation, cellular component: endoplasmic reticulum. Gene Ontology annotation, biological process: GPI anchor biosynthetic process; mRNA splicing, via spliceosome.
AUGUCGACAACUCUACUGGCGGCCGGGCUUUUAGUCCUCCUCGCGCCGUGUCUGUACAUUUACACGGCGUCGGUAGCGGCGACGCGAUUCCCGACGCUGCGCAACAAGCGCAUAUGCCUCCUCAUCGCCCACCCCGACGACGAGGCCAUGUUCUUUGCGCCUACAGUGCUCGCUCUCACGCGCCCCGAGACUGGCAACCAUGUCAAGAUUCUAUGUUUGAGCAGCGGCAAUGCGGACGGGUUGGGCGAGACGCGCAAGAAGGAGCUGGUCAAGAGUGGCAUGCUCCUGGGCCUGCGCAACGAGGACGACGUCUUUGUCAUCGAGUCUGACGCCUUUCAAGACUCAAUGACAGCGACUUGGGACGCCACCGCCAUCUCCAACCUUCUUACGUCGGCCUUUGUCCCGAACCCAGCCGCAGGCGCGAUGAUCGAUGUCCUGGUGACCUUUGACAAGGGCGGCGUCUCGUCGCACCCAAACCACAUAUCGCUAUACCACGGCGCACGCGCCUUUGUCUCCUCGGGAUCGGCCGUAGACCUCUACACCCUGACUUCGGUCCCGUUUGUGCGCAAAUACGCCUCAAUAAUGGAUGCGUUCAUGACGCUGGCUAUGAGCUGGGGACUUCAGGGGACCUCGGAGGCCAAGAGCCCGGAGGGACUUGUGUUUAUGAACUCGUUGAUGCCGGGCAAGGCGCAGGAGGGUAGUGGUAAUAAGGACUUACGGCCAAGCUAUGGCACGGCAUGGCGCGCCAUGACCGAGGCUCACAAGAGCCAGAUGGUGUGGUUCCGCGGUGAGGCUCAAGCCAAUGAGCCUUUCGGCUUGGUAAGGCUUCUGCUGGACGAGGUUGUGUUUGUCAAGCUUCGAGGAGACAGGGAGCUCAAGGGCCGUUUGCAUGCAUACGAUUCUCAUUGCAACCUGGUCCUCGGUGAUGUGGAGGAGACACAUUACAUUCAGGAUGAUGACGACGAGUCGGAGCUGAAGACGGUAUCACGAAAGCUUGAGAUGUUAUUUGUGAGAGGAGACAGCGUUGUCAUGAUAUCACCAUCAGACCAGGUAGCAGCAUGA